Macadamia integrifolia is the source of this 1296-nucleotide messenger RNA. Its product is annotated as ankyrin repeat-containing protein BDA1-like. Gene Ontology annotation, molecular function: protein binding. NCBI's taxonomy places the organism in Eukaryota, Viridiplantae, Streptophyta, Magnoliopsida, Proteales, Proteaceae. The record is from RefSeq and is a predicted model, not a curated record. Bases 1 to 1296 code for a protein of 431 amino acids. The transcript is spliced from 2 exons.
AUGAAUCAGAAUCAGAAUCAGAAUGAGGGUGAGUGGGAAAACCACCCUCUAAUGGAAGCUGCUCAGAAUGGAAACAGAGAAAGCUUGUAUGAAGAGCUUGGGAGAGACCGCUUUAUUCUUCAGAAAGCAGAUCAAGAGUUCAUAGAUAAUCCAUUACAUGUCGCCGCGUUGAAUGACAAAGAUCUCUUUGUAGCUGAAAUUGCAAACGUGAAGCCUUCAUUGUGUAGAAGGCUAAACAAAGAUUUAUGGAGUCCUCUACAUAUAGCUGCUGAAAAAGGAAAUAUAGAAACUGUGAAGAAGCUCUUGAAAGUAGAUAAACAACUCAGUUUCAUCAAAGGUCGGGAGGGGAUGGUCCCUCUUCACUGUGCAGCAAAAUCUGCAGAUGACCGGAGUGAGGUUAUAAAGGAGCUCCUCUCUGCUUGCCCCAAAUGUAUCAAAGCAUUAAGUAACAGAAAUGAGACAGCUCUUCACAUUGCUAUUGUAGAUCUGCUGCUUUGUAAGUACAGUUACUUUGUUAGAAAGGCUGCGAAAAUAAACACGACGAACAACAGUAGAAAGACAGCAUUGGAUGUCUUGACGAAAACCCGAACUGAAUCACUUUGUAAUGGAACCAGAGCCAAUGGAUCUCAAACAGAACCAGUUCAGGAGGAAUUGCUAGGAAUUGUCACUGACAAGGUGCAAGAAGAUAAAGAUGAAACAGAGGUGAAAAUACGAAAGAUCCUUCGAAAGGCAGGCGCAAAGAGUUCUGAAGAUAUUUGUUGCACACCAUGGCAGAAGAAUGCUUCAAAAAAGAAAAGGGCUUUAGAUUCUGGAAUCAAAUGGUUGCUCAAGAUCCCAAAUUUCCUUAGUUUCAAGGUAGAUAAAGACACUCCAAGCGAUGUUCGCAAUGCUCUGUUGGUGAUUUUUGUUCUGAUCGUGGCUGCAACAUACACAACCGGAAUUAACCCUCCAGGAGGCCUUUGGCAAGAUGACAUCCAUCAUCACUCUGCAGGAACAUCAGUUUGGUUUGAUCAUAACCCAAACUCUUUCCAAGUUCUAAUGCUUUUUAACUAUGCAGGGUUUCUUGUGUCUCUUGUCCUGGUUUUCAAUCUCACAGAAGGAUACCCUUUACGAGGUCCGAUUCUACUAGCCCUACUCUUUAUGUUGGUGACCUAUGGAUUGUCGAUUCGCAUCUUGUUUCUGGGCAAGGGUCCUUUGGCAGUGUUGAUCAAUGGAAUGAUAUUGACUGUUCCAUUACCUGUGGCAUUAGUCCUUUUGGUUGCUACUGCAAAUUGGAUAUGGGAGAUUAAGGAGUAG